This is a messenger RNA of Coccinella septempunctata (seven-spotted ladybird), 856 nucleotides long. Its product is annotated as piggyBac transposable element-derived protein 4-like. Lineage: Eukaryota; Metazoa; Arthropoda; Insecta; Coleoptera; Coccinellidae. The transcript is spliced from 3 exons. The record is from RefSeq and is a predicted model, not a curated record. Bases 47 to 856 code for a protein of 269 amino acids.
UUGGGACAAUUCUAGGGGAAGUGGUAUUGAAUCCUGUUAUCUCCCAAUGAGUGAGAACAGAUUCAGGUUCCUUCUGAGAUGUGUGAGGUUCGACAAUGUGGAGACCAGAAAUGAAAGAAGAGAGCUUGACAAAUUGGCCCCUAUUAGGGAACUUUUUGAGAAUUUCUUAGUGAAUUUUCAAGCGAAUUUCAUUCCAAGCGAGUUCCUUACGGUUGAUGAACAACUCUUGGCUUUCAGAGGCAGAUGUGGUUUCAAACAGUUUAUACCGAGCAAGCCUGCUAAAUAUGGAAUAAAAAUGUUCGCUCUAGUUGAUGCCAAAACAUCGUAUACAAUGAAUUUGGAAACUUAUGUUGGGCUCCAGCCAGAGGGCCCUUAUAAACUGAAUAAUUCAGGUGAAGAAAUUGUUCUUCGAUUGGUACAACCAAUUGCUGGCACCAAUCGUAAUGUUACUGGAGACAAUUGGUUCAGUAGUGUACCGCUAGUAGAAAAACUCCUGAGACACCAUAAGCUAACAUAUAUCGGUACACUACGAAGAAAUAAACGAAAAAUUCCACCAGAGUUCCUACCGCACAAGAAAACAGAAGAAAAGUCCUCCAUUUUUGGUUUCAAAGAAGAAUGUACCCUCGUUUCCUACUGUCCCAAGAAAAACAACAUCACAAAAAAGAGGAGUGAUGCUUGGUUGAGGGCUUUAGGAAGGAGUCCCAUCGAAGGAUUUGUGAGUGAGAAAAAUGUAAUUUGCAGCCAACAUUUUUCUCCAGAAGAUAUAUGUAUUGAAGGUAAAAGAGUGACAUUGAGAAAGAAUGCGGUUCCCAAACUCUAUUUGCGAAAAAAUUCAGCAAGGAAGGUCACCUAUUAG